AUGCCGCCGCGGACUUCUGGUCCGCAUGGGCCCGGCUCUCCAGACUCUUCCAUAUACUCACCUUCACCUACGCCUUCGACAAAUCUGAUUCCCCUUAAGGCGAUUCCCAAGGGCCAGGCGGAACCAACACAGCAACAGCGCCCACUCAAGUCAAGAAAAAAGCUUAUCAUCCUCGCCGUCAGUAUUAUGACCGUGUUGUUAACGACAUUAGUUGUGUCGCUUGCGCUGGUACUGCGUCACAGAGGCUCAAGCGCACAUCAUAUGCCCAAUGGCCCUCUCGUGGAGCUUGGCUAUGCAAAGUACUUGGGCACUCCAGGAGGUUACAAUGUCACAAGUUGGCUAGGAAUCCGGUAUGCUGCGCCGCCCGUGGGUGACCUGCGAUUUGCCGCUCCUCAAGAUCCAAAAAAGGAGGGUGGAAUCCAACGCGCGAAUUCUCGCGGACCACAUUGCAUUUCUACCAACAGUAAAAGCGUGACAAGGAUAUCGGAGGAUUGCCUACGUCUGAACGUUUUUGCGCCUUCGAAUGCCGGCCCUAACUCGAAACUCCCUGUCUUUUUCUUCAUCCUGGGAGGCGGAUUCAAUAUCAACAGCGACCCCUUCCUUAACGGAACCGGAUUAAUUGCCGCGUCUGGGCAUAACAUGAUCGUGGUCACUUUCACCUACCGAGUAUCCCUGUAUGGAUUCUUGCCCGGCAAGGAGAUAGAAGAGAGCGCCAGCCUAAAUAACGGUUUGAAAGACCAAAUAAAAGCGUUGCAGUGGGUUAAGAAGUACAUCUCGAAGUUUGGCGGCAACCCUGAUCAUGUCGUUAUAGGGGGCCAUAGUGCGGGUGCGGCUUCGGUGGCGCACCUCCUCACUGCCCAUGGAGGACGAAAUGAUAAUCUCUUCCACGGAGCCAUCGCCGGAUCGCCAUCAUUUGGUACAACACUUGCCAAUAACCAAUCUCAAUAUCUGUAUGACAGCUUAGUUAAAAGAACCGGAUGUGAUACCCAGAAAGACUCACUGGCCUGUCUACGCAAGCUUGAUGUAAACAAGCUACAGGAAUUUAAUUUGGGCGUCCCACUACCGGAUUCCAGUGGCCCUCCUCUCUUUGCAUACAGCCCCGUCAUUGACGGCGAUUUGAUUGAAGACUCCUUCUACAACCUCUUCAACCAAGGCAAAUAUAUUGACGUUCCAACUGUCAUGGGAAGUGACUCGAACGAAGGAACUAUUUUUGCUCCUCAUAAUACAUCGACGCUGGAAGAAUCUGACCGUUGGCUCGCGCGGCAAUUCCCUGCCCUAAAGACAAAUCAUUUCGAGAAACUCCAUGAACUUUACCCAAAACCACAAGUUCAGUAUCAAGGAGCGGGCAUGUACUGGAGCCAGUUAAGCCAGCUUUACGGUGAAAUGCGCUACGUCUGCCCUGCAAUGGCGAUAUGCCGAACGAUGAGCGAUUCGCUAGAAAUAAACAAAUGGAGUUACGAGUAUCACGCGCAAGACCAUCGCUUUACGAAAAAUGGCUACGGAGCAACUCAUACCGUUGAAUUAAAUGCUAUCUUUGGCCCUGCAUUCCUUGGUCGGAAACCAGCGCCAUCAUACAAUACCCCGGAGAACGGCCUGAUAGUCCCCAUUGUUCAGGGAUAUUGGACAAGUUUUAUCAGAACAUUGGAUCCCAAUAAGCACCGAGUGGCAGGCAGUCCUGAAUGGAAACCAAGCGUCCAAGGCCAGGAUUUGUCAAAGCCGCUGCACAGAUUGUUCUUUGAAACAAAUGGUACAAAGAUGAUAAGUGAAGAUGAGGGGCUAAAAAAGAGAUGCGAUUAUUUGACCAGCAUUGGACCAGCCCUCAAGCAAUGA
Molecule: messenger RNA, 1830 nt
Organism: Nannizzia gypsea CBS 118893
Lineage: Eukaryota; Fungi; Ascomycota; Eurotiomycetes; Onygenales; Arthrodermataceae
Product: cholinesterase
Exons: 3
Coding region: 1-1830 (609 amino acids)
Source: RefSeq, a predicted model, not a curated record